Messenger RNA from Trichoderma virens Gv29-8, 924 nucleotides. RefSeq lists its product as uncharacterized. The record is from RefSeq and is a predicted model, not a curated record. The transcript has 5 exons. Lineage: Eukaryota; Fungi; Ascomycota; Sordariomycetes; Hypocreales; Hypocreaceae. Bases 1 to 924 code for a protein of 307 amino acids.
AUGAAAGCGGAAGAGGCUGAAGGCACCGCGGUGCCCCUAGCGAGCAUUCCAUCUGCGGGUCUCGUUACAACGGAAAACCUCCCCCCUGUCCAUCCCAAAUGGGGUCCGCAGGAUACCCUCUGUACCAAGCUAUUUGGGCCAUGGGAUAAUCUGCCUUGCCACAAUCACAUCCAGGAGGGUCGACUCCUACGCGACUUGGACGAUGUCAUAGUUCUUUUUGAGACGCAGAUCCACCACAGCGACGCCGGCUUCCGCGCCUGGCGAGAACGACACCAGCAAGCCAUGGAUGCUGGACUGGCUGAGAUCCCCACAUAUCCGUACCUUCAGAGAGUCCGAAAUGGCAAGCGCUCAUGGAACAAUGAUGUGUGGGAGCAGCGGUACUUUUAUCUCGUCUAUCAACGCCAGCAAAUUAUCAUGGAGCGCCUGUCUCGACUGCGAGCAUUGCCUCGAUAUGCCCGAGAGGACUUCUUUGGCGCUUACCCUGCGCCUCACCGGGCGAUGCUCAACAAACGCGGUAAGGGACGGUACACUCGGCCUCUUAAGCUGCGAUGCGACUGGUGGAGGUCGGUGAAUUUCCUCCUGGAGAGAGCAUCUCUGAGGUGGGGAAUGGACGCGGCAGCGCUCAAGGCUACCUUUUGGGCGGACGAAUACACAUCCAGCGUCAAGAAACAAGCACCAGAAUGGGAGGACCCGGUCAAGGAAGAAGACCAAGCUGGGCGAGGCAUUCGGAAGGACAAGAUCGAGUCGCUUGAGGAUGCUGUCGGACUGGCUGCGAACCUGCUAUGCAAGAGUGAGGAGUUGAGACGUAUUGGAAUAGUACCUAAUGUACACCUUGCUGCAUUAUUACCAUUGACGUACCUAGUAGGUAGUAUUGCCAGCAAGUGCAUACUACCUAGCUUUCUUAUGUCAGACGGUAAACAUUAA